UAUCCCAAGGAGCUUUUACAUAUCUUCACUAUCUCCUGGUCUCUUGGGCAUUCUGCAAUAUCCUGUUCUGCAAAAGAUCAGAAGCCUCACCCUUCACUUGCUAAUUUGACUCCAAGAUUAGAACUGUGAGGUACGAUGUGUGAUGAAGAUGAAACCACUGCUCUUGUAUGUGACAAUGGCUCUGGGCUUUGCAAAGCUGGAUUUGCAGGAGAUGAUGCCCCAAGGGCUGUUUUUCCAUCCAUUGUGGGGCGCCCUCGACACCAGGGUGUUAUGGUAGGAAUGGGCCAAAAAGACAGUUAUGUUGGGGAUGAAGCACAGAGUAAAAGAGGGAUCCUAACACUGAAGUACCCCAUUGAGCAUGGGAUCAUCACUAAUUGGGAUGAUAUGGAAAAGAUUUGGCAUCAUUCUUUCUAUAAUGAACUUCGUGUUGCCCCAGAAGAACACCCUGUACUACUAACGGAGGCCCCCUUAAAUCCCAAGGCUAACCGUGAGAAAAUGACUCAGAUCAUGUUUGAGACAUUUAAUGUACCAGCGAUGUAUGUAGCAAUUCAGGCAGUUCUAUCUCUUUAUGCUUCUGGUCGAACCACUGGAAUAGUUCUGGACUCUGGGGAUGGUGUCACACACAAUGUUCCCAUCUAUGAGGGGUAUGCUUUACCCCAUGCCAUCAUGAGGUUGGACCUAGCAGGCAGAGACCUCACUGAUUACCUCAUGAAAAUCCUCACAGAGAGAGGCUAUUCUUUUGUCACCACUGCGGAACGUGAGAUUGUGCGAGACAUAAAAGAGAAACUUUGCUAUGUGGCUUUGGAUUUUGAGAAUGAAAUGGCAACAGCUGCUUCUUCUUCCUCUCUUGAGAAGAGCUACGAACUUCCUGAUGGGCAAGUCAUCACCAUUGGCAAUGAACGAUUCCGAUGCCCAGAAACUCUCUUCCAGCCAUCCUUCAUAGGAAUGGAAUCUGCAGGUGUUCAUGAAACCACUUACAACAGCAUUAUGAAAUGUGAUAUUGACAUCCGUAAGGAUCUCUAUGCUAAUAACGUGCUCUCGGGGGGGACCACAAUGUACCCUGGUAUUGGUGAUCGCAUGCAAAAAGAGAUCACAGCUUUGGCUCCAAGUACCAUGAAAAUUAAGAUGAUUGCACCACCAGAGCGUAAAUAUUCUGUCUGGAUUGGGGGUUCAAUCUUGGCUUCCCUCUCCACCUUCCAGCAAAUGUGGAUCAGCAAAGAUGAAUAUGAAGAAGCUGGCCCCUCCAUUGUGCAUCGCAAAUGCUUCUGAGUGUGCUCAUGAUAUACCAUCACUAAUAAGUAGUCGUGUCUCUCCACGGCACAACCACCUUUGUAAGAAAUAUGUGUAUUAGGCUUUCUACCACUGCUUUUAAAAAUGCAAUAAUGGUUGUCAAGCUGAUUAGUGUAGUGCAUCCUAUUUCUGAAUGCUAAAACAAGAUUUUAAAUAUUUUAGUGUCAUAUGCCUCCCAAGAUUAAGAGCAUAGACUUGCAUAGACCUCUUUAUCCCUGGGUCUUGGACCAUUAGAUGGAUGUUCAAGAGUUAAAGCUAUCAAGGCUGCUGUGAUGUUGAUGUUGGUGUUGUUACCCUCCAUCAGUAGAUGGAGAAUCUGAACCAAACAGAAAUUAAAAUGAUUUUUCUAAAGUUCAACUGGCUGAAAAUCCUUCCCAUACAGAGGUCCAGCAGACAAUUUAUGUCCCACUUAAGCCAGGGGUAAAGGACCUAAGUGGUACAUGCGAGUUUGGUAACUUGCUUCACAGAGGUCAUUUUUAUCCACAGUAAGGGGUAUGGAGACACAAUGUAUUAUAUAUUAAAAGUGGACUGAACACAUGGUCAAUCCUAGUAGGGUAGAAAGGAUAUGCUUGAAAAAAUGUACAAUAAUUAUACUAUGUGGGAAAGUUACUACAUGGUUUCUGUUCCAUGUCCACUCCCAUACUCAGUUUCAUCUUAGAACAGCCCCUUGCUCAAUGCAAACUGACUCCAUGUUCAUUCCCAGCCAGGCAUUGUAACAAUGCCUAUUAAUGCCUAUUGCAGGCAGCUAGCUUGGGGGAGAAGUAGUUGGUUGUCUCCUUCUUACUGUGUGCAUCUACUUGUGCAAUUAGCAUGUAGCAAUUAACUGGCACAGUUUGUGCCGGAGUCAGCUGCUCCUGGGCACAGCAUCUGCAUGUGCACCUGGGAUUGCAGCAGUUUGAACUGGAGCAUAGCAUCCUGGGCUGGCAAGGGGCCCAGCAUGUUAGUCCUGGGCUCCAGGUGGCAGUGUCAGGCAGCAUAGGGGCUGCCUGGGGCAUGAGGGUGCUACAGUGUGGAGCUAGGUGGCAGGCAGCCCCUGCACUGUAGCACGUGCCUUCAUGCCCCAGCCAGCUCCGGUCACAAUCUACACGUGUUUGAGCACGCAUAAUUACUCUGCUGUAGGAUAAUACUUGUCCUGAACAGUACUAUCCUAUGGCAGAGUUCAUUUACUACACCCUAAUUCCAACAGACGUGUAGACUGUGAUGCCUUACUGUGGAGAUCAUUAGAUCAGUAAAGCACAUGUAUAGAUAGACAUGUAAAGAUACACCUAGUAAUAAUUGGGUUGUUUGUCCAUGUCCUUAGCAGUAGAUGUAGUAAAUUUAAUUGGUCCUUUUGUACAAAUGUCCUUUUUUGUGGAAUUUGCAAAGAAUCUUUUAUUUUGCUUAUGUCUGUUUGGGAGUUGCCCAUGCUAUCAGUCAGGAGCAUUGAUAAACUGCAGUAGCUUUCGUUUGUUUUAUGUGAAACAGAUUAAAAUUACCUACUACACUUCAUUCUGCUUAAAAGUCUCUCUCUCUCUCAAACAGUGAAAUGUUGUUGUUCUUGUUAUAGCAAAAAUUUAUUACUUGGUAAAUAGCUGCCCUUUCAAAUAUAUUAUCAAACUGGUCUA
This is a messenger RNA of Alligator mississippiensis (American alligator), 2894 nucleotides long. Its product is annotated as actin, aortic smooth muscle. The coding region runs from base 136 to 1269 and encodes 377 amino acids. NCBI's taxonomy places the organism in Eukaryota, Metazoa, Chordata, Crocodylia, Alligatoridae. The record is from RefSeq and is a predicted model, not a curated record. The transcript is spliced from 10 exons.